Messenger RNA from Eubalaena glacialis (North Atlantic right whale), 3505 nucleotides. RefSeq names its product alpha-1,6-mannosylglycoprotein 6-beta-N-acetylglucosaminyltransferase (gene MGAT5). Lineage: Eukaryota; Metazoa; Chordata; Mammalia; Artiodactyla; Balaenidae. The record is from RefSeq and is a predicted model, not a curated record. Gene Ontology annotation, cellular component: Golgi apparatus. The transcript has 20 exons. Gene Ontology annotation, biological process: protein N-linked glycosylation. The coding region runs from base 564 to 3206 and encodes 880 amino acids. Gene Ontology annotation, molecular function: alpha-1,6-mannosylglycoprotein 6-beta-N-acetylglucosaminyltransferase activity.
CUGCGAGCCCAGAAGCGGGGAGAAGUUGGAGAGGUCGGGAGGGGAGGGUAGGAAGAAUUUGAAGCCAGACCCCCGCCCUGGUCAGCUGAGCCCCCGAGGAGCGUCUCUGCAGUGUCCAGGCCGAGUGUGGACGCGCCGCGCGCGGCCCCGCCAGGGCUGAGAGUUUGCAGACCGUCCCUGCCGCGGCCCGCUCGGCGGCGGCGGCCCUGCGGCUCCCGCGGCUGCCGCGGCGGCCCCGAGCUCGAUCCAGCCCAGGUAGCCCCGCCGCAGGCUCGGGGUGCCGCGACCCCGUGCCCCGCGGAGCCUUGCCCCCCCCCCCCCCGGGGACGGCAGCUGGCAGGCACUCCCGGCUGCCGCUGCUCAACAAGGAGGAGUGAUUACUGCUCUAUAGUAGACAUUGGAGGCGGAUCCAUCAGGCCAUCAGGAUGGAAACGAGGAAAGGAAAUCGGCUGACGCAGGAGCCCGAGUGAGACGAAGAAACCCACAAGCCCAGCCUACACCAUGAACUUGUGUCUCCUUUCCACACUGUAAGAGCCCAGGGCAGGUGAAGUUGCCGGAGAGCAAUGGCUCUCUUUACUCCGUGGAAGCUGUCCUCUCAGAAGCUGGGCUUUUUCCUCGUGACUUUUGGCUUUAUUUGGGGUAUGAUGCUCUUGCAUUUUACCAUCCAGCAGAGAACUCAGCCCGAGAGCAGCUCCAUGCUUCGGGAACAGAUCCUGGACCUCAGCAAGAGGUACAUCAAGGCGCUGGCAGAAGAAAACAGAAAUGUGGUGGAUGGGCCCUACGCGGGGGUCAUGACAGCUUACGAUUUGAAGAAGACUCUUGCUGUGUUGUUGGAUAACAUUUUGCAGCGCAUUGGCAAGUUAGAGUCAAAGGUGGACAACCUCGUAAUCAAUGGCACAGGGACAAACUUGACCAACUCCACCACAGCUGUUCCCAGCUUGGUAGCACUUGAGAAAAUUAAUGUGGCAGAUAUCAUUAAUGGAGCUCAAGAAAAAUGCGUAUUGCCUCCUAUGGAUGGCUACCCCCACUGCGAGGGGAAAAUCAAGUGGAUGAAAGAUAUGUGGCGCUCGGAUCCCUGCUACGCAGAAUACGGAGUGGACGGGUCUGCCUGCUCUUUUUUUAUUUACCUCAGUGAGGUUGAAAAUUGGUGUCCUCAUUUACCUUGGAGAGCAAAAAAUCCCUACGAAGAAGCUGAUCGUAAUUCAUUGGCAGAAAUUCGUACGGAUUUUAAUAUUCUCUACAGUAUGAUGAAAAAGCAUGAAGAAUUCCGAUGGAUGAGACUACGGAUACGGCGAAUGGCUGAUGCGUGGAUCCAGGCAAUCAAGUCCCUGGCAGAGAAGCAGAAUCUUGAAAAGAGAAAGCGGAAGAAAGUCCUUGUUCACCUGGGCCUCCUGACUAAGGAAUCUGGAUUUAAGAUUGCAGAGACAGCUUUCAGUGGUGGCCCUCUUGGUGAAUUAGUUCAGUGGAGUGAUUUAAUUACAUCUCUGUACUUACUGGGCCAUGACAUUAGGAUUUCAGCUUCACUGGCGGAGCUCAAGGAAAUAAUGAAGAAGGUUGUAGGAAACCGAUCUGGCUGCCCAACUGUAGGAGACAGAAUUGUUGAGCUCAUUUAUAUUGAUAUUGUAGGACUCGCUCAAUUCAAGAAAACUCUUGGACCAUCCUGGGUUCAUUACCAGUGCAUGCUGCGUGUCCUGGACUCAUUCGGCACAGAACCAGAGUUCAACCACGCCAACUAUGCCCAGUUGAAAGGCCACAAGACCCCCUGGGGCAAGUGGAAUCUGAACCCGCAGCAGUUUUACACCAUGUUCCCUCACACGCCAGACAACAGCUUCCUGGGGUUCGUGGUCGAGCAGCACCUGAACGCCAGCGAUAUCCACCACAUUAACGAAAUUAAGAGGCAGAACCAGUCCCUUGUGUACGGCAAAGUGGACAGCUUCUGGAAGAAUAAGAAGCUCUACUUGGACAUCAUUCACACAUACAUGGAAGUGCAUGCAACUGUUUACGGCUCCAGCACAAAGAACAUUCCCAGUUACGUGAAAAACCACGGGAUCCUCAGUGGACGGGACUUGCAGUUUCUUCUCCGAGAAACCAAGCUGUUUGUUGGACUUGGGUUCCCUUAUGAAGGCCCGGCUCCCUUGGAGGCCAUCGCAAAUGGAUGUGCUUUUCUGAAUCCCAAGUUCAACCCACCCAAAAGCAGCAAAAACACAGACUUUUUCAUUGGCAAGCCAACUCUGAGAGAGCUGACCUCCCAGCAUCCUUAUGCCGAAGUUUUCAUCGGCCAGCCACACGUCUGGACUGUUGACCUCGAUAAUCAGGAGGAGGUGGAGGACGCCGUGAAAGCAAUUUUAAGUCAGAAGAUUGAGCCGUACAUGCCGUAUGAAUUCACCUGCGAGGGGAUGCUACAGAGAAUCAACGCUUUCAUCGAAAAACAGGACUUCUGCCAUGGGCAAGUGAUGUGGCCGCCCCUGAGUGCCCUGCAGGUAAAGCUUGCUGAGCCCGGGCAGUCCUGCAAGCAGGUGUGUCAGGAGAAACAGCUUAUCUGCGAGCCUUCCUUCUUCCAGCAUCUCAACAAGGACAAGGACUUGCUCAAGUACGAGGUGACCUGCCAAAGCUCAGAGGUGGCCAAGGACAUCGUGGUGCCCUCCUUCGACCCCAAGAGCAAGCACUGUGUGUUUCAAGGGGAAAGGAAUGACCAAUUGAACUUAAUCGCUCCCCAGGAAGCCCCUUUCGGCGCCCUCUGCUGGCCAGGGUGGCUCCUCCACUGUCCAGUCCAAGAGGAUCAGACUCCCAGGCUGAUUGCAUUUGUGGAAAAUGGAGGAACGUGUUGGAGUCCGGUGUCUUUUUCAGAUCCUUUGGAUUCUCGUCAGCUGAAUCAGCAGUCAGUUAAGAUUGGAAUUUACCUUCUUCAAAGCAUCAUUUCCUCAGUUUUUCCCAAAUCUUGUGGAGCCUUCAGAUUACUCCGCAAGGCCCCUGCAUCCGGUGAGGCACGGCAGAGGGACGCAAGGGCAGCCGUGCGCUUGUGCGGCGGGCAGGGCCCCGUCUGGGUCCGUGGGGGGCAAGGAUGGUCCUGGAGGCUCAGAGCCUUUGCGGUGGUGGAGGGCUCCCUGGGCCAGCCGGCCAGGAACCUAGCACAGGCAGCCACCCCUGCCACAGCUGAGAUGGGGCAGACGUGGGACGCCUUUGCUCACCGGCCUGCCCGGGUAUGAACAGGACGAACAAGAGUGGAACAGUCAAUGCCAAAGGAGAUGGUGACGUCCUUUCUGCUGUAGUUGCUGUCACAGCCUUGAUGUCUGUAAGCUAAUGGCCAUUCGCGUCUGUGUCUUCAGCCAGCUCCUGGUACAACCAUUUUCUACUGUUCACUUCUGGAGUUAAGUAGUGCAGGAUUCUGCAAAUAAGGUGUUGCUGUCAAAUGUACUGUACCGGCGUAGAGGGCACUGCUUUGUUUUCCACUGUUGUAGAGAAAACUAGGGAGAACUUUAUUUUUCAAUAAACUUUUCUUGUGUGA